AUGAAGAACUCCCACACUAUCCAGGCCCAGCCGGUUGCCUUGAGGAUUGCCAGUAGCGACUUCAACUUGUCCUGCUCCAAGCAGACAGACAGCACAGCUCCCAUCCUACAGUUGGAGGUUUCUGACGACCAGUUGAGGACCAUCAGCGCUCAAGGAGACACAGCCCGCUUCCUCUUCUACAUGACAACCAAAGGCAUCUCCCUGACCACCUUCGAGUCGGCCAAGUACCCCGGCUGGUUCAUCAGCACCUCACUGGAGCAACGCCAGCCCGUAGCGAUGUGUCAGAAAGAGGACCUCAGAAAGCUCACCAACUUCUAUGUCAACAACUAAACACGCAACAUAGACCCAGUCCCAAGAGUGUAUAUACCAAGUACAGCCAGAGAGAGAGAUCAGACAGAUGGAUACUGUAGAGGUGUUGAAUUGAUAGACCCUUCUACCACCACACUCUUCGGCUGUCCCCAUAAGAGAACCCUUUUUUGGUUCCAGGUAGAUCCCUCUGUGGAAAGGGUUCUACAUGGAAC
Oncorhynchus kisutch (coho salmon) is the source of this 521-nucleotide messenger RNA. It is a transcript of the gene il1b, whose product is annotated as interleukin 1, beta. Bases 1 to 330 code for a protein of 109 amino acids. Gene Ontology annotation, molecular function: cytokine activity. Gene Ontology annotation, biological process: positive regulation of gene expression; cellular response to lipopolysaccharide; inflammatory response. Lineage: Eukaryota; Metazoa; Chordata; Actinopteri; Salmoniformes; Salmonidae. The transcript is spliced from 2 exons. The record is from RefSeq and is a predicted model, not a curated record.